Messenger RNA from Beauveria bassiana ARSEF 2860, 1131 nucleotides. RefSeq lists its product as uncharacterized. Gene Ontology annotation, cellular component: endoplasmic reticulum. The record is from RefSeq and is a predicted model, not a curated record. The coding region runs from base 1 to 1131 and encodes 376 amino acids. NCBI's taxonomy places the organism in Eukaryota, Fungi, Ascomycota, Sordariomycetes, Hypocreales, Cordycipitaceae. The transcript has 2 exons.
AUGAAAUUCACCGCAGGGAUCAUUGCGGCGCUUGCGAGCUGCACCGCUGCGGCGACAACUACCGGACAAGCUUUCACGUUCCCCCGCGAUGAGUCCGCCUCGACAGCCUCGCUCGACCGCAGCCUAGCCAGACUCGUGUUCCUCCAGCGCCUGGCCAAGCCUGGCGAGGGUCCAACCAUCAAAGACAUCCCCGAAAACAUCAGCGCCGACGAUGCUGUUAACACAUUGAACAAAUUUGUUUCUUCCAGAGAUGGACUAUUUACCGCCGGGCCUGUGGCUAAGCGGCUACUUGUUAUGGUUGACGGCAUGACUGCGCAACAAAUCAAGGACGCAGGGAAAGCCCUCGGUCAGGAUGCGACUUUUACGAUAGACGAUCUGCCAUCAUCCACGGCCAAUCACGAUUUAUUCGAAAUCGAUGCAUACAACGCAGGGGCGACGACACAACACAGUUGCUCUCUGGGCGAGAUCGUUCAAAUGAAGAAUGGCCAGUGCUGGAGCGAAUCGUCUACUGCUGCCAGAUACAACGUCGCAGAGAAGCCAGACUCGAUGAAUAGCAUCCUCGAUGCUCUGCGAUCUAUCCCCAAGCUUACCGAGGCCGGGAAACUCGAAGCGACCGUUGUACUCCUGCCUGAAACGAGCGAUAACGCGAAGCCUUCGUGGUCUGAUAAGCCCCAAGAGCUCCGCCGUCGACAAGCUGAGCAGGUCAUCUCCUCCAACCACAAGGCAGCUCCUGUGAGCGUCACUCACCUCGCCGCAAGUUCCUCGACGUCACUCCCGCAUAAGAUCAUUCCCUCGUGCUUCAGCUCCAAUGAGAGCUGUAUCGCUAGUACAGACAACUGCUCGGGUCACGGAUCUUGCGUGAACAAAUACGGUGCCAUUCCCGAAAACCCCAAGGAAGGAGACGUUUGUUUUGUAUGCCGUUGCAUACCUACCCAUAACAACAAAAGCGGGCCUACGCACUGGGGCGGUGCUACCUGCGCCAAGCAAGACGUCAGCGUGCCGUUCUGGCUCUUCUUCGGAUUCACCAUUGUUAUCGUUGGCGUUGUCUGGAUGGCCAUUAGCUUGCUUUUCAGCGUUGGGGAGGAGAAGCUCCCCGGUGUCAUUGGUGCUGGCGUAUCCCGCUCAAAGUAG